UCAACUCUCCCUCUCUCCUUUCUUAUUGGAAUAUUGAGUCCUUCAAUCGAAAUGGGGCGCCUUGUUUUCUUGUUUGCUUGCUCUUUGCUUCUUCUGGUGGCUGCUGCUUCAACACCCUCUGCUGCAAUAGUGGAGCACACAUUCCAUGUGCAAAAUUUGACUCUUAACAGGCUAUGCAAUCGCCAGGUGAUUACUGCAGUAAAUGGAAGCUUCCCUGGUCCCAGAAUCCGAGUUCUAGAGGGUGACACACUGAUUGUUCAUGUCUUUAAUAAGUCACCUUACAACUUGACCAUUCACUGGCAUGGGGUUUUCCAGAUACUGAGUGGCUGGGCUGAUGGACCUAGCAUGGUGACUCAGUGUCCAAUUCGCCCCGGAAAUAAAUACACCUACAAAUUCAAAAUCAUUAAACAGGAAGGAACCCUCUGGUGGCACGCUCAUGCCUCGGCGCUCCGUGCCACCGUUUACGGUGCACUCAUCAUCCGCCCCAGAACCGGAAACUCUUACCCAUUCCCUAAGCCCUACAUGGAAGUUCCCAUCCUAUUAGGUGAGUGGUGGAAUGCUAACAUCGUUGAUAUCCAAAACAACGCAUUAGCCCUUGGCCGUGGUCCGAAUGUUUCUGAUGCUUAUACAAUAAAUGGAUGGCCCGGUGAUCUCUAUCCAUGCUCUACAAACCAAAUGUACAAGCUUAAGGUGGUGCGAGGGAAGACCUAUCUCUUACGUAUCAUCAACGCUGCACUCGAUAACCAGCUAUUUUACAAGAUAGCCAAUCAUAAGAUGACUGUUGUGGCUGUUGAUGCCUGCUACACCAACCGGUAUGUCACCGAUGUCGUGGCCAUCGCCCCCGGCCAGACGGUUGAUGUUUUGCUAACAGCGGAUCAGCCGCUCGGGUCUUAUUACAUGGCCGCGAGAGCUUAUGCAAGUGCAUUUGGUAUAGUACCGUUUGAUAAUAGUACAACGAGGGGUGUGAUCGUCUACGACGGUGCAGCAUCUUCAACAACGCCGGUAGUGCCGGUCUUACCUGCGUUCAACGACACCCCCACGGCUCAUAAGUUUUAUAGCAACCUUACUAGUUUGGCCGGUGGGCCUCAUUGUGACCCUGUCCCGGUUAAAGUGGACCACAAAAUGUUCGUCACCAUUGGAUUGGCGCUUGAAAUCUGCCCAUCAAACACAACUUGCCAGGGUCCAUUUAAUGUAACAAAGCUUUCGGCCGCCAUGAACAAUCAAUCCUUCGUGCCACCUACUGGCUUGUCGAUGUUGCAAGCCUUUUUCUUCAACGUUGGAGGAGUUUACACCACUGAUUUCCCAGCCAGGCCCCCAGUUCAAUUCGACUACACCAACGCAAGCAUUAACAGCAACCUGUCACUGCUAUUUGCUCCAAAAGGAACUAAAACCACCAAGCUUAAGUUUAACUCCACCGUGGAAAUGGUUUUGCAGAACACAGCUAUUCUCGGAGCGGAAAAUCAUCCGAUGCAUCUCCAUGGCUUUGAUUUCCAUGUACUGGCUCAAGGGUUCGGAAACUAUAACCCAGCCACAGAUACAAACAAGUUCAAUCUUUUCGACCCCCAAAGGCGCAACACUAUCGCCGUACCUGUUGGAGGAUGGGCUGUCAUCAGAUUCGUAGCUAAUAAUCCAGGUGUAUGGUUUAUGCAUUGCCACCUUGACGCGCACUUGCCAAUAGGACUGGCCACUGCCUUCGUGGUUGAGAACGGACCAACUCCGGCGACAACCUUGCCUCCGCCGCCAGCGGAUCUUCCGCUAUGCUAGACAUUAUUUUAUUUAUAUAUGAAAGUAGUUGACUUUGUUUUUGUAUUUGAAACUUCCCUCUCCAG
Hibiscus syriacus is the source of this 1829-nucleotide messenger RNA. RefSeq names its product laccase-7-like. Gene Ontology annotation, biological process: lignin catabolic process. The record is from RefSeq and is a predicted model, not a curated record. Gene Ontology annotation, cellular component: apoplast. Bases 52 to 1764 code for a protein of 570 amino acids. The transcript is spliced from 6 exons. NCBI's taxonomy places the organism in Eukaryota, Viridiplantae, Streptophyta, Magnoliopsida, Malvales, Malvaceae. Gene Ontology annotation, molecular function: copper ion binding; hydroquinone:oxygen oxidoreductase activity.